CUUGCAGGACUACAGUCGAGGUUUUGUGCGAUAAAGCGCGCCUUCACGUGUGUGGAAAACUUUAUCGUAUAUUUUGGUGGUUUUUUUUUCUGGACGAGCGUUGGGUUUUGCUUGUUGGCGUUAUGGGGGAGGUGUCUUGAGAUUACCGAGUGAUUUGUGUCUUGGAAGAUAUCGGGAAUCCUCACCUAAUGAACCUGAAGAGACAAAGCCAUAGAUAAGGCAUGGAUCUCUGUUCUGGCUGCCUCAGAUUGUGGUGUAAAUAUGAUCAGUUUUAACUGUCUAUAAGGAAAUGACGAAUUACCCACAAUGUUUCGUUGUAUUGUGCCUCAUAUUUCUAACUUCCAAAAUAGCUAUCACCGUAAAAAUAAAUCGCCUUGUUGUCCCCGAUCUGGUCCAUCUGGGAGAACCUACGGUUUUAGACUGCGAUUAUAGGAUGGAAGACGAAGAAGAAAGGGAACUGGUUUUGAAGUGGUAUCUUAAUGAAAAAUUGGUGUACCAAUGGAUACCAAGUACAAAACCGCACACUUUAGGGAUCCUGAAAGGCAGAGUGAACCUGAAUUAUUCGGCGAGCAGCGAUACCAACAGCGUGCAUCGCGCCCUAAAUAUUAUCCAGCCUGGACCGGACCUCUCCGGGGACUAUACGUGCCUCGUAUCCACUUUCACCAGCGAGGACAGACAGACGAAAAGAAUGCUGGUGUUUGCUCCUGGAAAAGACAUGCAGUUGAAAAAAGAGACCAAAAGGAACGGCCUUGUGGAAAUCUCUUGCUCAGCUAAAGAUGUCUUCCCUCAGCCAACCAUGAACCUACACGUGAACAACAGCGAGGUUGACAACUCGACGUUGUCAAUUGUCAAAAGAUCUGGUCUCUACGAUGUUCGGAUAGCGACAGAGAUGCCUGCGUUGACAACUGCAGAAGAGUUCACCUGCAAAAUGUACAUUCCCUUGGCCAAUUAUACUGUUAGGAAGGAAGCGAUAUACUACCCAGCAGCCAGUUCGUGUUUUGCGCUCAGGGGUCACUACGCCGUCACUGUGCUGAUUGUCAUGCUCCCUUUAAUAUGGUUUUGAACUAUGGAUCCACAUCACACCUUCUCACUGAAUAAGUAUUCUUCCAUUAAAGUAUUACGAGAAUUAUGUUAUUGUCCUCUAAUAAAUUGUGUACAUUUUUUAAA
Molecule: messenger RNA, 1167 nt
Organism: Harmonia axyridis
Lineage: Eukaryota; Metazoa; Arthropoda; Insecta; Coleoptera; Coccinellidae
Exons: 8
Coding region: 290-1063 (257 amino acids)
Source: RefSeq, a predicted model, not a curated record